Molecule: messenger RNA, 881 nt
Organism: Ornithodoros turicata
Lineage: Eukaryota; Metazoa; Arthropoda; Arachnida; Ixodida; Argasidae
Product: cuticle protein 16.5-like
Exons: 2
Coding region: 11-769 (252 amino acids)
Source: RefSeq, a predicted model, not a curated record
AGUCGUCAACAUGCACUCCGUGAGCGCUAUUGUCUUGCUCGGCCUUGUCGCCAGCUCCUUGGCUGGUAACGUUGGCUUCGGUGCUGCCGUCACCGCUCCACUUGUCAGCCAUGCUGUGGCUGCUCCUGCUGUUGUGAGCCACGCUGUCGCUGCCCCAGCUGUUUCCUACGCUGCCCCAGCCGUCCACGCUGUCGCUGCCCCAGCUGUCUCCUACGCUGCCCCAGCCGUUCACGCUGUCGCUGCCCCAGCUGUCUCCUACGCUGCCCCAGCCGUUCACGCUGUCGCUGCUCCAGUUGCUGUUGCUCGUCCAGCUGUGACUUACGCCUCUGCUCCUGUUGUCCAUCACACAGUCGCUUCUCCAGCUGUAUCCUACGCUGCUCCAUCUCUCGCCUAUGGUGGCUACACAUACGCUCGCCCAGCUGUGACCUACGCUGCUCCAGCUGUACAUGCUGUUGCUGCUCCAGUCGCUGUCGCUCGCCCAGCUCUUGCUUCAUACGCUGUCGCCGCACCAGCUGUCCACGCCGUCGCUGCCCCAGCUGUGGCUUCCUACGCUGUUGCUGCUCCAGCUGUCCACGCCGUUGCUGCCCCAGCUGCCGUUACCACCGUCCACCAGGCCCCAGCUGUUGCUACCUACGGUCUUGGCUAUGGCCACGGCCUCAGCUAUGGUCUCGGCUAUGGCGGUCUUGGCUACGGUCUUGGCUAUGGCUACGGCCUUGGCGGAUACAGCUAUGGUCUUGGAGCCCAGUACUACGGUCUCCACAAGAAAUAGAGGAAGAGCGUUUUGGACGCACCAAGAGUAUUGACUGUCUAAGGGGACGUGGAGAGUUAUUUAUGUAUUCUGUGAAUAUGCGAACAAAAUAAAACACGAAACAUCUCCUCAA